Molecule: messenger RNA, 1219 nt
Organism: Ectocarpus sp. CCAP 1310/34
Lineage: Eukaryota; Phaeophyceae; Ectocarpales; Ectocarpaceae
Source: the annotation of a GenBank genome assembly
UAUCAACUACCAGCUACACCAAGGAUGUCGGAGCUGCCGUUGUUGUCCGGGGACUCUCCUACGCCAGCUCCGGCACCUACGCCUUGUCCUGCGUCUUCGAUGGUUUGCUACGCCAUCCGCCUGCCGCCAGGGGAGGAGCUAAAGGGGGUCUUGGCAGAGUUUACGUCACAAAAAGAAAUUCGGGCCGGGUUCAUCGUGUCGUGCGUGGGGAGCGUACGCGACGUGUCGUUACGCCUCGCCGGAGCGGAGCCCCCGGCGGGCUGCUCACCAAGCUCGUCCUCAGCGGCGGCGGCGGCGGCGGCGGCGGCGAUACGUCCUCCAGCUCCGCAAGAAAACAUCACGGCGGGGUCGCACUACGACCAGUUGCAGGAUUACCACCAACGAGAAGAGGAAGAGCAGCCGAUGCUCCGGACGGGCCCGGACGCCCGAUUCGAGAUCUGCUCUCUUGUCGGCACCCUCUCCCCGGAGGGCCUCCACCUGCACGCUUCUCUCGCGGACGAAAAGGGGGCACUCUGCGGGGGGCAUCUCGUCCGGGCGACGGUCCACACCACCGCCGAGAUCGUAAUCGGCGUGGCUUCUUCGCUGGAGUUUUUCAGGGAGAUGGACCCGAGAACCGGGUUCAAGGAGCUCGUGGUUUCGGGGCCGGACACCUCCAGAUACGAAAACUUCUUGUGUUGCAACGCGAUUCUGGUGAUCGCGGUUACGUUGGUGACGUUGGUGCUGGUGGUGGUGCUGGUGGGCGGCAGAUCUUCGGUACGAUGAAACCAGAGAGGGGCGGCACUUUUUGUACAACGCGUGUGGAGGGGGGCCUUCUUGUGGGUGUGGCGCGGCGAGGGUAUUUGAGGAGGCGUGGUUGGUUGUGCACUAGGAGAAAGGACGUGCGGCGGUGUAUGGGGUGUCUGUAGUUCGCAGCUGCUAGUGCUGGUGGUCUCGGCGUUCCUCCGCUCGGUGAGACCGGCGUGUGUAUAGAUUGAUUGCUGUGAGCCACGGCUCUCCCUCCCUCAGUAGAGAUUAUUUUUCUCGACGAGUCGAGCCGUAAGAAGACUUGGUGCCCCUGUGUCGGGGGAGGGUUACGCGCGGUCGCCGCCAAAGAGGCAACGGCCUGAUACUACAGUAAAUUCUUGUGAGACUAGGAUUCUGUCUUUUUUGUUAGUCGGGUCAGGAACUCCAGUUUGCAAUUGGGGAUUUAGUUAGCAGCAUAGCAUAGUUUUUUUUUUUU